Parastagonospora nodorum SN15 is the source of this 129-nucleotide messenger RNA. RefSeq lists its product as hypothetical. The coding region runs from base 1 to 129 and encodes 42 amino acids. The record is from RefSeq and is a predicted model, not a curated record. Lineage: Eukaryota; Fungi; Ascomycota; Dothideomycetes; Pleosporales; Phaeosphaeriaceae. The transcript is spliced from 2 exons.
AUGGCCAGCGUCAUUUGUUAUAUCUUAGAAUAUGACUUCCUCAUGAUUACGUCGGUCUUGACCAGUAAACUCAACAAGGCUGGAACGGCCAUCGCCAUCAAUUCGCAGCAGCCGCAUGAGAAGCAGUAG